GUAUUCUGUAAAAACAGAAAUAUAUAAACGAUAGAAUUGUAAAGGGGGAACUUUUUUUUUUUUCAAAUCAUCAUUAUAUUACAUGUUUGCCUUACGUUUUAAACCUGCUACUCUCAAGUCUUUUGUGGUAAAACCCAUCUGUCGACAGGCCUCUAUCUUGUCCCUCCGAAAGUUUUCUUUACUCACUGAAGCUCAAAACAAGGAUAGCCACCAACAAAUGUUCUCAGUUGGUACUAGCAACGGCUUCCUUCCCCGUCAAGAACCCUUGGCUGAGCUUCCCCAGGAGUUUAACAGACUCGAGUCUCUUCUGCAACGUAUGCCUAUGCAACUGUUAGAUGGUACUCCUGGUCUUUUGGCGAGCGGUCAAUUCGGCGAUGCUGUAAGAGAUGAACUGCCUCUUUACGAAAUCGAUGGAAUCACAGACCAACGUCUUUUAUCCGCCCUCUUUCGUGAUUAUACAUUUGCUGCCUCGGCUUAUUUAUUAGAGCCUUGCGAUAUUCUCUAUCGCUCUCAAAGCGACUAUGGUUUGGGAAGGAAGGUCUUGCCUAUGAACAUUGCUGUGCCUCUGUCCAAAGUCUCCAAAAAAAUCCAUAGUCAGCCUUUUAUGGAAUAUGCGUUGAGUUAUGCCUUGUAUAAUUACAAGAAAAUCAAUCCUUUGGGUGGUUUAAGUUACGAUAACUUGGCAUUGAUCCGCGCUUUUGCUGGUAGCGAGUCUGAGAAAGGUUUUGUCUUGAACCAUGUGACGAUGGUUUCCUACUCUCCCAGUCUUGUCCGUUAUGCGACUAACGCUCUCAAUGCUGUUGAAAGUAAUGACCGAAAGAAGUUUGAUAUGCAAAUGGCUGGUUUGAACGAAACUUACGAGUCCAUUAACAAGGAAAUGGAAAUGAUGUGGUCACGCAGUAUGCCUGAAGACUACAUCAAGUUCAGAACUUUUAUUAUGGGUACCAAGAAUCAGCCUAUGUUUCCUGAUGGUGUAAUUUAUGAAGGUGUAAGCGACACUCCUGUCACGCAUCGUGGCGAGUCCGGAGCUAAUGACUCUAUGGUACCACUGGGCGACAAUCUGCUUCAAAUUACUGAGCUUAUGCCCGAAAACCCCUUGACCAAUGUCUUGCGCGACUUUAGGUCUUAUCGUCCUACCAACCAUCGCGAAUUCUUGGAAUAUGUUCAGGACAAGGCCAGGAAAGUCGGCGUAAAAGAGUUUGCAAUGAAGGAUGCUAAUUCAGCCGCCUAUUACUUGUCUAAUAUUGACCAAAUUCGCGCGUUUCGUCAUCGCCAUUGGAACUUUACAAAGGAGUAUAUUAUCAAGCAUACCGCUCAUCCUGUUGCUACAGGAGGAUCUCCCAUUAUAACUUGGUUACCAAAUCAACUUGGUGCAGUGCUUGAUUUAUUAAACACUGUGGGCAGCCAAAUCAACAAGAACGAAUUAACUGAAAGCAAUCUGAUUCGUGUUGAAGAGAUUAUGAAACGUGCUCAAGCUCAAAAACGAUUCCUCGAUAGGGAGGUUGCUAGUCUUAAAAAUAAGUUCAAGGAUCAAGACCGCACCUAAACUUUUUUUUUACGAAUGAU
This is a messenger RNA of Mucor mucedo, 1566 nucleotides long. RefSeq lists its product as uncharacterized. The transcript has 7 exons. Lineage: Eukaryota; Fungi; Mucoromycota; Mucoromycetes; Mucorales; Mucoraceae. The record is from RefSeq and is a predicted model, not a curated record. Gene Ontology annotation, molecular function: metal ion binding; heme binding. Bases 83 to 1546 code for a protein of 487 amino acids.